Molecule: messenger RNA, 1179 nt
Organism: Oldenlandia corymbosa var. corymbosa
Lineage: Eukaryota; Viridiplantae; Streptophyta; Magnoliopsida; Gentianales; Rubiaceae
Source: the annotation of a GenBank genome assembly
AUGUCCGCAGAUGACGGAAACCCUAGUGAUCUUCCCAAUGGAUCCAGGAAGAGGAAGGCCAAGGACAGAGACGAAGCUGAAGGUUUGCGGAAACAGAAGCGCGUGUGGGUCAAGAAGAGGUCGAAAACUUGGUGGGAACAACGAAACGGUCCGGAUUUCCCCGAAGACGAGUUCAAGAAGGAGUUUCGAAUGGGGAAGGCUACUUUCGACAUGAUCUGCAAUGAGCUGACGACUUCGAUCGAGAAGAACGACAAACGACGGAAGGAUGCCGUCCCGGUGAGGAAGCGAGUGGCUGUUUGCAUUUGGAGAUUGGCCACCGGGGAGAAACUCAAAGAUGUCGCCGAGAAGUUUGGGUUGGGGACGUCAACUAUCCAUAAGAUAAUACGUGAGGUUUGUGAAGCCCUAGAGACAGUGUUGAAAGAUAAGUAUCUGAAAUGGCCGGAAGUAGAAUCUGCCAAGAUGAUUCAGGAUGGAUAUGAAUCUUUAUCAGGGAUCCCUAAGCUUAUCGGAUCAAUGUAUACUACCGAUAUUCCGAUCAUUGCGCCCACAAAGGAUCCUUCUAAGUAUCGUCACGAAAACGAGAUGACUUGUUAUUCAGUUAGGGUUCAGGGCGUUGUUAAUCAUAAAGGGGUGUUUACCGACGUAUUCAUUGGUUCCCCGGGUUUGAUGUCCGACGAUCAGGUCCUGAAAGAAUCGGUCCAGAAAGAAUCGGAUCUCGCCGAGACGGUUAAAGGAUUGAGAGGUGUUUUGAUCGGUGCGGGUUGUGGAUACACUUUGUCGGAUGGGGUUGUGGUUCCUUACGCAAAGCCAAAGCGGUGGACUCAUAGUGAUUUUAAUAUGAGACUUGGGAAAGUCGAAAAGGUUUCGAAAGAUGCGUUUGCUAGGUUAAAAGGGAGAUGGUGUUGUUUGGAAAGGUUGGAUGUGAAAGUAAUUAAGGACGUGCCGAAUAUCAUCAUACUUGCAUGCUGCAUUUUGCAUAAUAUUUGUGAGUUGAUGAAUGAAGAAAUGGAUACAACAAAGUGCGAGUUUGAUGAUCUCUAUGAUGAUCGGAUCGCGGAGCCGGUGAAGCCAAUAGGGUCAUCAACCGCUAAGGAAGCAAGGGAUUCUUUGGCAGACUAUCUUUUCCACUUCGUAAAGGGUCCUGCUUGCAAAUUAGAAGGAAAUUUGAAUACCGCUUGA